AUGGCAGUUGUUGACAUAGAUACUACUAUGACAGAUGCUACCGUACACGACGCACCUACCAUGCAUGGCACGCUACAACAUGAUUCCUACGCUGACGGCUGGCACUCAAACGAGCAUGCAAACGAGCACACGAAUGAGCAUGCCAACGAGAAUGGGAAAGGUCGAGCGGACUCCUUCACUGGGGGAGACAACGAUGACAAUUUGUUUGGCGACAUGGGCCCUGACAUGUUCGGAGAUACCGACAUUACUGAUGCUGACUUCAACUUCUUUGACGAAGAGGGCGAUGAUCUCGACCUAUCUGGCUUACCUGACUUGGGCAUGCCUGACGGACCACCGAUGCCUGCUGUCCUCCCCGUAUCUAUGCCUGAGCCGGCAAAACUGAUGUUGCCUCCGGUGGAGGAUACUAAGCCCGAACCAAGUCCUCCGAUUUUCACCAAGCCGGAGUUGAAGCAUGCGCGAAGUACAUUGAUGGACGAGGGAAAACAACGGUCCAACACGGACAGGGCAGGCGGUAUGAAGAGAGAGUCAAGCCCUUUCGAUCCGGAUAUUGUCUACAAAAGAGUUCGGGCCUCUCUGGCAGAUAUCCGCUCUGCUCCCCAAUCAACCCCUGCGCGGAAAGGCAGCAUUUUCGAUAGCGUGGACUUUGAUCCAGUCUUGCCUCUUGUCAACAAGAAGUACGAGCAAGGAGGACGAUUUGAUUGCAAGCCGACGCUCCAAGGCCUGCCUCAAGAAUCCAGCAAUCAGUCUCUUCAUCAGGGGCCGCCUACUACCGACUACCUACGACGACACGGCAAGGGCAGGAAGCCACUUAAACAACCAGAACACACGAACGCCCUGAUCCGAACUAUCACAGGCAACCUCGAGAACAGUUCCUUAAUUGCGAGUCCCGGGAAAGGUGAUGAUCUUGCAUCUGACGCCGAUGACAUCAGCCUAGUAUCAGACCAAGACGACUCGAGCACGUCAGAAGACGAGCCGACGUCGCCCUUCAAGUCAAGCAUUCGAAGACUGAACUUGGACGACGACGUUGCGUCUCAUGUCACUUCCCUUAGAGAUAUUGAGUCUGUCGAGGAUUCAGAUCCUACAUUAGCUUUGGACCUUCCAAAGCUAGCCAAGGCUGAAGCCUCAGAAAUGCUCAUUACGAGAUACUUUGAAGAUGCAGAGUCACUACCUAUUCAUCUUUCACUUCCAGAUGAGGACACCAUCACCAUUGCUCAAAUUGUCACUGAGCAAGCGGUAACUGGGAAUUUGAGAAUACGCGACGCGCAUGCGAAUACGCUGAACUCGGCAAUCAUACCGGAAACCCGGCGCCAAUUAUCCUCCCUAGGCCGGACCGCUUUGCAAGCUUUGCGCGAGGUGAUUCCCGCUUGUCUGGGUGACUUCAACAUAUGCAACUUCAAAGGUGUGGUCGAGAUUCCCGACGUUCCCCUACUUGGCCCGCCCAACAGACUUCAUCCGAGGCCGGUCAAUCCGCGGGACAAUAACGCAGAACCGCCAAAGCCAAAUAACCUCUUCCAGAUCCCAGCUCCUCAUAUGGAACUUCGACGUGCGGAAGCUAGACUAUCGGUCUUGCCAGCGAGCGUUCAAUUUUGGGAAAGCUUGGGGUUGGGUCCUGCUCAAGGCACAAAGGACGUCAAUGUUGUUUGUGUCUUCCCCCAUUGGGAUGGAAUGUCAGAUGUUGCCGCCGCCUUUCUGGACCGCAUGCGAAACGUUUACGAGCUUCUCAAGUUGGGCUCCUUCGAACGCCUUGCGACCAGUUCCAAGGUGGCUGAUGGCCUUCUACCCUAUGAAGUAGACAAAAUCGCCACUUCGCCUGGGACCGUCAGUCCUCACAUUGUGGCCGGCCUGGGUGAUCGCAUGGAGGCACUCAACCAGGGGCUCAUUUCGGCCAAUGCUUCGGAAAAGAACUAUGUGAUAUACUUUGUAUAUCCCCCAGACCAUCCUGGGUCUAUCGUCGAGGCCUGCACUGCUUUCCAACAGCUCUUCGAGAUGCACAAAAGGACUCUGACAGACAGGCGGCAGACUCCAGUCAACGAAUUGGUCUUGCAACUUGUGCCCCUAGACUUUCUGACUUCUUCUACGGGAAUAGUAGAACCGACGCCUAGUGAUGCGAUCAAAUUGGCGAUCGAAACGUACGACCGCUGUACGCUAUUUGGCGGACCUAUGCCAUCACCAGCCAUUAUGCUCGAGCAGUCGCUACCCAGAGGCAUCGACUUCAAGCUUUCUAAUCCAUCUUCAUCGUCGUUGAUGCAUGAGAACACAUGUAUUCACAUCGCUUAUGCGCAGAGCAUCGACGAGAGAUGGAUCUCCGCGGCGUGGACUGACAACAGGGGAUGCCAGCAGAUGACAGCAUCAUACAACCUUGGCCGCAAGGGCAAGGCGCUGUCUACAUCGCUCAACGACGUCUACCACGAAAUAUGGGAAACUACCCAUGACUUGAUUUCUAAGUGGAAAGUCCACUGGCGAGUCAUCAUCUCCAAGUGCGGUUUCAUGGAUGCGCAAGAGAUUGGGUUCUGGCAGGGUCUGGCUCAGACGGAGUCGGUGGCAACGGUGAGCUUGACCUUGAUUUCGGUCGAUACCAAUCCGUCCAUGCAGUUGGUUCCGCCGGCCAUAAAGGUCCCGGCAACAACAUCCUCGGCCUUCUACACAACGCCCGUGUCCACCCCACAAGCAUCGAUAGUCUCACCAGAGCAGAGUGGCACGCCGGCCACACCCAUGAAAGAAAACACAACAAGCGCCGCAACUCCGGGCGGAACACCAGGCGACGGUAAUGCCGACCCUGUCGAAGGGGACGCUAUUCUUCUCGACGUUACAGACCAAACCUGGGGCGCCGUGCUGGCGCAUCGACUGAGCAACUCUUCUUCGUUGGGCGAGCUGAGCCCGGCCCUUAUUAGCGGGUAUCUCGUCAAACGUGGAGGGACGAAGCUCGAAGACCCGCCUGUCGUGCUAGAGGUUAGCAUUGUGCAUGCAGAUAACAAUCCGCGCAUGUACGAGCCUCUCAUGCGGGAGAUGCUUACCUACUUCAGGGGCCUUGGAACUCUAGCUCGCGCGAGGGGGGUUGUAGAUAGGGGUACGGAUAUACGUCCCUGGCACAUUGCGGCGGCGGAGAAGGGUGUUCGGGCAUUAUACCUUUUGAUGUGA
This is a messenger RNA of Colletotrichum fioriniae, 3138 nucleotides long. RefSeq lists its product as uncharacterized. The record is from RefSeq and is a predicted model, not a curated record. Gene Ontology annotation, biological process: positive regulation of transcription by RNA polymerase II. Gene Ontology annotation, cellular component: mediator complex. NCBI's taxonomy places the organism in Eukaryota, Fungi, Ascomycota, Sordariomycetes, Glomerellales, Glomerellaceae. Gene Ontology annotation, molecular function: transcription coactivator activity.